Cokeromyces recurvatus is the source of this 826-nucleotide messenger RNA. RefSeq names its product acyl-CoA-binding protein. Lineage: Eukaryota; Fungi; Mucoromycota; Mucoromycetes; Mucorales; Mucoraceae. Gene Ontology annotation, molecular function: fatty-acyl-CoA binding; protein binding. The coding region runs from base 39 to 788 and encodes 249 amino acids. The transcript has 5 exons. The record is from RefSeq and is a predicted model, not a curated record.
UUUUAUUUUAAAAUAAAAAUCUUUAUAAAUAUAUCAAGAUGGACGAGAUUUGUCAAGAUGAUCAAUGGUUUGAACAAGCUUUCACUUACAUGAAUGAACAUGAUAUUCCUUUAUCUAAUGAUAAAAAAUUAUAUUUUUAUGGACUUUUUAAACAAGCUACUAUAGGUGAUUGUAAUAUUGAAAAACCAAGUUUAUUCGAUUUUGUUGCACGUGCAAAAUAUGAUGCUUGGAACGGUUUUAAAGGUCUUGGAUUUCGAGAAGCAAGAAAUUUGUACAUUGAAGCUGUUGAGAAUCUAAAUGUGGGGUGGUCACGUCAAGGAGAAUAUGAAUACAUUCCUUCAGAAGAAGAAAUCAAGAAUGCAGAAGGUAUGGCAGGUGGUAACUCUGUGAGCUCAAUGGCGUUUGAAGAAGAACAAUAUGAUAUUAGGGAAUCAGAGGAUCUAUUUGGCUUUACACGACUCAAUAAUGUAGAUAAAUUAAUCAAAUUGUUAGAAAGUAACCCUCAAGUGAUUAAUACAAAAGAAGAAGGUUUGACUGCUCUUCAUAUCGCUGCUGAUAGGGGCUAUACAGAGGUUGCUAAAGCUCUAAUUGAUUUUGGAGCAGAUGUUAAUUUACAAACAGAUGAUCAAGAUAGUGCACUUCAUUUAGCUUGUAUAUCAGAGCAUUUAGAUAUUGCUAAACUAUUAAUUCAACAUCAUUGUGAUAAAUCAUUAAUUGAUUCUGAAGGUAAGACUGCCUUUGAGCAGGCUGAUCCAUCCUUUAGAGAACAACUUUUAUCUAUAAUAUAAUUUUUAUUAUUAAAAAAAAAAAAGUAUGAAAGAAAAGA